Molecule: messenger RNA, 16326 nt
Organism: Coregonus sp. 'balchen'
Lineage: Eukaryota; Metazoa; Chordata; Actinopteri; Salmoniformes; Salmonidae
Source: the annotation of a GenBank genome assembly
GGCACGCCCAAGAUCAUCUCCUCCUUCAGUGAGAAAGUGUUUGGAACCAACGAGUUUGUGUCACUGUUCUGCACGGUGAAAGGCACGCCGGAGCCCAGGGUGACGUGGACGCUGGACGACGAGCCGGUGAUCAGGGACUCCCGCCACCGCAUCGGCCACUACACCAACCAGGAGGGCCACGUGGUCAGCCACCUGAACAUCAGCCAGACCACAGGGCCGGACGGGGGUGUCUACCGGUGCAUCUGCAACAAUUCGGCCGGGGCAGUCUCCUACCAGGCGCGAAUAAACGUAAGAGGUGCUUGUCAGAUCAGCUCCUCCAAAACAAUUACAUUUUACACAUGUUUAUGAAUUCAUUUGUUUUUGUUGUUUUUCCUGAUGCAUGUUUUUGUUUUGUUGCUAAGCUCCUUUGAGAGUGCCUGAAUAACCUAUUUUGAGCUCUUUCCAGGGUCUCUAUGUUGGUUGUGUGUGUUCUGUGUGUGCCGUGUUAGUUGUGCACCAUUUGUUUGUUUCUUUCCUUCUUGUUUUGUUUACGUAUGUCAUCACACAAAUAUGUAUGUGUGUAAAUGUGUGUCUGUGUCUGGGUGUGUGUCUAUGUGUGUUUGUCUGUUUCUAUCUGGUCUGUUUUCCCCAACUGUCAUUCUGUCUGUGUCGAUGUGGGUCUCUUUGUGUCAACUAGUUCCCCUGUCUGUCUGUCCUCAUCUUUUUUCCUUUUGCUUUCAUUUCCUAUUCAGAACAUGGCAAAUUUUCCUAGGGGCUCGUAUAGUGCUGCGAUCAUCACUCACUGCUGUCAGCGGUAACUUCUCUAAUGCCCUAUCUAACACCCGCUGAUGGCUUGAUAUUGGGACACCAUUAAGUUGAUUUACACUAGCACUAGCAUAUGACUGAGGAGCAUUCUACACUCAGCAGGGAGGUGCCAGGCAGCUCUAAAGCCAGCUACUCUAGGACUGACUGUCACCAUGGUUUCUGGGGGUCUAUCUAGAGACUCCGGGCCCUCCAUCCUCUACUUAAUGCUAAUUCAAAACAGAAAAGGAUAGGCCUAUGGUCUGUGUUAUGGAUUGGAUAACUCCUUUUGAUUGUUUGCCCCCUGGAAAGUAGGGUUGUCACGAUACCAGUAUGGCGAUACUCAGAGGUAUCGCGGCAAGGAAACAAAUCAUGAAGCGGACAACAUUUCCUGAGGAAAACAGUCCUAAUGUUGGAAACAAGCAACCUUAUGUUGUCACCUAGAAUCACAUUUAUUUUCCAAACUAUAGCACACACUAUUUUACAUAGAGUAGGUUUUGCAAAGGACCAAAGAGUUUAGUCUGUUUUGUGUUUUCCUUUUUGCCAUGGAAAAUCAGGUAUCGUAGUAACGCGAUACUGGUAUCAUGACAACCCUACUGGAAAGCACCAUGUUUAGUGAAGGGAUGCUAAAGUCUCCAGUUCAGUAGGCUAGCUAGCCUAGCGCAGAGCAUAGAAGAUAAAUCUUCCCAGGUGCCAUUGCGGAGACAGUGUAAUGACUGUUUCUCGCAUUGUUGGCUCCUUAAUCAUGCUAAAGAGAGUAGCAGUGUGGAUGCCUGCGCAGUGCACUAGAGGUGCACACCACCACAUAUUUAGUUAAACUCUCUUCUAUUCGACAGUGCCUUCAAAGUAUUCACACCCCUUGACUUUUUCCACAUUUUGUUGUGUUACAGCCUGAAUUUAAAAUGGAUUAAAUUACGAUUUUUUUGUCACUGGCCUACACACAAUACCCCAUAAUGUCAAAGUGGAAUUCUGUUUUCGAAAAGUUUACAAAUUACCAAAAAAUGAAGAGUUGAAAUAUCUUGAAUCAUUAAGUAUUCAACCCAGUUGUUAUGGCAAGCCUAAAUAAGUUCAGGUGUAAUCAUUUGCUAAACAAGUCAUAUAACAAGUUGCAUGGACUCACUCUGUGUGCAAUAAUAGUGUUUAACAUGAUUUUUGAAUGACGACCUCAUCUCUAUACCCCACAAAUACAAUUAUCUGUAAGGUCCCUCAGUCAAGCAGUGAAUUUCAAACACAGAUUCAACCACAAAGACCAGGGAGGUUUUCCAAUGCUUCACAAAGAAGGGCACCUAUUGGUAGAUGAAAAAAAAAAAGCUGACAUUGAAUAUCCCUUUGAGUAUGGUGAAUUUAUUACACUUUUGAUUGUGUAUCAAUACACCCAAUCACUACAAAAGAUACAGGCGUCCUUCCUAACUCAGUUGCCAUCAGUAGCGGUGCGGGGGUAAAAUAACUGGGAAAGCCAAGCUGAAAAACAAUAGCCACAUUACAACCAGUCUUGUGAUAAUUGCGUUGUUUGCUCUAUAACCCAUAUAAUAAUAAUAAUAAUAAUAAUAAUAAUAUAAUGUAUGCACUCACUAACUGUAAGUCGCUCUGGAUAAGAGCGUCUGCUAAAUGACUAAAAUGUAAAGGUAAAUGUAAAUGUAAAUGUAUAACCUGUUGGUUCAUAUGCCUUUCCACUGUGAUAUAUAGGCCUAAGGCCAAUACAAUAAGACGACACAGUGGCAGAAUAAAUUCAACCACACCUUUGUUUCAUCACAAAACUGGAGAGCAACAUCUGUCCGGUGGAGUCAGCAAAGCAUAUUGCAUGUAACAAACAGUUACAUGUCCUACAGCAUGGUCAAUCAAGUUAAUAAAAAAAAAUCAAGUAAAAAAAAAAAUCAAGUAAAAAUCAAGUAAAAAAAAAUCAAGUAAAAAAAAAAAAAAUAAAAAAAAAAAAAAUAAUAAUAAUGUUUCCGACAUUUUUGGACAACUAAACAACUUUUGAUUUAGACCACUGGAGAGUUUGCGCAAGUCACAAAGAAAACAGGAGCUGUCUCUACUAUUCCAGCACCAUUUCAACUUCAACAUUUCAACAUCUUUAAAUCAUAUAUGCUUAGUCUAAUACAGUGACAACUAAAAGAUUCCAAAAACUAUUUAGUCCAAUCAACGUAAGCUAAAUAUCAUUUGGCUGUCUAUGGUACUGAUUUGUGUGUGUCUGUGUGUAGAGAAAACAUGUUGACUCACCCUACUUGUAGAGAAACGCCAAUGGCAUCCUCCUCUCUUUCAUGUUGCAGUAACGGUCGACUCUGUCAUAAAGUACACGCUUUUAGUUUUUGUUGUCCUCGGCUACCUGGCUAAAUUGCUUACUCGCUAGCCAAACUUCCUUUCAUGGGCAAUGAUUAGCCAGCUAGUUAACAUUAGCCUACAACAUCUAGCUACAUAUUGAACUUCCAUCCUCUCAGGCCAGAGGCACAAUGUAUGAAUUUACGGUUGGAUCAGAAUUGCCAUUAUAAUACUUGGCCAGUACGGAGAAUUAAGUAAAACCACAAGUCCAAAUCCCUAUCUCCGUCCAUGGCUAAUUUAGGAAAGGGACAAUUUUUGCUAGCUGGCUAGCCACCGGAGACAACACAACGAGAUGCAACAAUUCAAGUUUAUUUCUGUCAAAUUACUUUUGGCUUGAUGUGAUGUGAUUGUUGUGUAGCCAAAUCCAAACUGGCUUCCUUUGACACUUUUUUUGGGUGAACCAGGACCACUCACAGUUGAGCUCAAUCAAUUUAGCUCAACGCUGAUUGGCUACUAUUGUAUUUUUUUAUGAAGGGAGGCCAAAUGGUUGAUGGCUUCCCUUGCAUUCAAUACUACGGGUGACAACAAUAUCAUACUAUUUUUGACCAGACAGCAUCAGAAAGAUGGGCUAUGCCUCCCAAGUGGCGCAACGGUCUAAGGCACUGCAUUGCAGUGUUGCGGCGUCACUACAGCCUGGGGUUCGAUCCCGGGAGUCCCAUAGGGCGGCGCACAAUUGGCCCAGCGUCGUCCGGGUUAGGGGAUGGUUUGGCCGGGGGGGCUUUACUUGGCUCAUCGUGCUCUAGCGACUCCUUGUGGCGGGCCAGGCACCUGCAGGCUGACUUCGGUCGUCAGUUGAACAGUGUUUCCUCCGACACAUUGGUGCAGCUGGCUUCCGGGUUAAGCGAGCGGGUGUUAAGAAGCGCGGCUUGGUGGGUCAUGUUUCGGAGGACGCAUGACUCGACCGUCGCCUCUCCCGAGCCCAUUGGGGAGUUGCAGCGAUGAGACAAGAUCGUAAUUGGAUCGUAAUUGGAUAUCACGAAAUUGGGGAGAAAAAGUGGGCUACACAUACAGAGACAGAGAGGCUUGGAUGCUUUCUCCGGUGAGAUACAUUCAGCCUCUUGCAAACAAUUAAUGUUUAUUUCUUUUUUUAAUUGGGUAUCCUUGUAAUCGUUAAGGACUGGGGAGUUUUUCAGGAUAAAAAAUAAAUGGAAUGAAGCUAAGCACAGGCAAAAUCCUAGAGGAAAACCUGGUUCAGUCUGCUUUCCACCAGACACUGGGAGAUUCAUUCACCUUUCAGCAGGACAAUAACCUAAAACACAAGGCCAAAUCUACGCUGGAGUUGCUUACCAAGAAGACAGUGAAUGUUCCUGUGUGGCCGAGUUACAGUUUUGACAUAAAUCUGCUUGAAAAUCUAGGGCAAGACCUGAAAAUGGUUGUCUAGCAGUGAUCAACAACCAAUUUGACAAAGCUUGAAGAAUUUUGAAAAUAAUAAUAUACAAAUGUUGCACAAUCCAGAUGUGGAAAGCUCUUCGAGACUUACCCAGAAAGACUCACAGCUGUAAUCGCUGCCAAAGGAGACUCUAACAUGUAUUGACUCAAACACUUCUACACUACCGGUCAAAAGUUUUAGAACACCUACUCAUUCAAGGGUUUUUCUUUAUUUUUACUAUUUUCUACAUUGUAGAAUAAUAGUGAAGACAUCAAAACUAUGAAAUAACACAUAUGCAAUCAUGUAGUAACCAAAAAAGUGUUAAACAAAUCAAAAUAUAUUUUAUAUUUGAGAUUCUUCAAAUAGCCACCCUUUGCUUUGAUGACAUCUUUGCACACUCAUGGCAUUCUCUCAACCAGCUUCAUGAGAUAGUCACCUGGAAUGCAUUUCAAUUAACAGGUGUGCCUUGUUAAAAGUUAAUUUGUGGAAUGUCUUUCAUUCUUAAUGCGUUUGAGCCAAUCAGUUGUGUUGUGACAAGGUAGGGGGGGGGGGGGUAUACAGAAGAUAGCCCUAUUUGGUAAAAUACCAAGUCCAUAUUAUGGCAAGAACAGCUCAAAUAAGCAAAGAGAAACGUCAGUCCAUCAUUACUUUAAGACAUGAAGGUCAGUCAAUACGGAAAAUGUCAUGAACUUCGAAAGUUUCUUUAAGUGCAGUCGCAAAAACCAUUAAGCGCUAGGAUGAAACUGGCUCUCAUGAGGUCCGCCACAGGAAUGGAAGACCCAGAGUUACCUCUGCUGCAGAGGAUAAGUUCAUUAGAGUUACCAGCCUCCGAAAUUGCAGCCCAAAUAAAUGCUUCACAUAGUUCAAGUAACAGACACAUCUCAACAUCAACUGUUCAGAGGAGACUGUGUGAAUUAGGCCUUCAUGGUCGAAUUGCUGCAAAGAAACCACUACUAAAGCACACCAAUAAGAAGAGACUUACUUGGGUCAAGAAACAUGAGCAAUGGACAUUAGACCGGUGGAAAUGUGACCUUUGGUCUGGAGUCCAAAUUGGAGAUUUUUAGUUCCAACCGUUGUGUCUUUGUGAGACGCGGUGUGGGUGAACGGAUGAUCUCUGCAUGUGUAUUUCCCACUGUAAACCAUGGAGGAGGAGGUGUUAUGGUGUGGGGGUGCUUUGCUGGUGACACUGUCUGAGAUGUAUUUAGAAUUCAAGGCAGACUUAACCAGCAUGGCUACCAACGCAUUCUGCAGCGAUACGCCAUCCCAUCUGGUUUGGGCUUAGUGGGACUAUCAUUUGUUUUUCACCAGGACAAUGACCCAACACACCUCCAGGCUGUGUAAGGGCUAUUUUACCAAGAAGAAGAGUGAUGGAGUGCUACAUCAGAUGACCUAGUCUCCACAAUCACCCGACCUCAACCAAAUUGAGAUGGUUUGGGAUGAAUCGGACUGCAGAGUGAAGGAAAAGCAGCCAACAAGUGCUCAGCGUAUGUGGGAACUCCUUCAAGACUGUUGGAAAAGCAUUCCAGGUGAAGCUGGUUGAGAGAAUGCAAAGAGUGUGCAAAGCUGUCAUCAAGGCAAAGGGUGGCUAUUUGAAGAAUCUCAAAUAUAAAAUAUAUUUUGAUUUGUUUAACACUUUUUUGGUUACUACAUGAUUGCAUAUGUGUUAUUUCAUAGUUUUGAUGUCUUCACUAUUAUUCUACAAUGUAGAAAAUAGUAAAAAUAAAGAAAAACCCUUGAAUGAGUAGGUGUUCUAAAACUUUUGACCGGUAGUGUAGAAGUGUUUGAUUUUUUUAUAAAUGUUUUACAAAUGUUAGAAUUUUCUUCCACUUUGACAUUUCAGAGGAUGUUGUGUAGAUCGUUAAGAAAAAAAGACAAUUAAAUCCAUUUUAAUCCCACUUUGUAAAAACAAAAUGUGGAAAAAGUCAAGGGGUGUUAAUACUUUCUGAAGGCACUGUAUCUAGCUACAGUAUCCAACUGUAGAUUAGUACAGUGUUUUCCAACCCUGGUCCUCGAGUACCCCCAACAGUACACAUUUUUAUUGUAACGCUGGACAAGCACACCUGAUUCAACUUGUCAACUAAGCCCUCAAUGAGCUGAAUGAAGUGUGUUUGUCCAGGGCUACUAACAAAAAUGUGUACUGUUGGGGGUACUGGAGGACCAGGGUUGGGAAACACUGAUCUACAGUAUGUAAAAUAUCCAGUAUCCAAUAUGGAAUCAUAUUGUUAUAUAUGCUGUUGGUUUUCCAGUAGUGUGAAAGAGAGAGCGUGGGAACAUGAGUAAUGGUUUUGAUAAUAGGUUCAUGAGUGGAGAGUGGGAACAUUGCACUCCAAUGCUUGUCAAACGCAAUCAUGGCUGGCGUCUAGCAGGUGCUAGAACAGUAUAAUAAUAUUCACUUCACCUCAGAGAGUUUAAAAUAGGAAGGUAGGUAGACCCCCUCUGGAACACUCAGCUAUGGAUAGGUCCCAGGAUGAGGUGAUUUUAUAUUGCUAUUAUUUCAUAAGACUAUUAUAGGAAAUAAAUGGCAAGAUUUUACAUAAAUGAGCACUGCUCUAUAAUAGAGAAGUAUUCAUUUUUGUAAAAUCUGUUCAUUUAUGUACAUUCUUGCCCUUUAUUUACUAAUUACAGGGAAAAGAGGUGUUUAUAUUAUUCUAAUCUAUUAUCCACAGUAGGAUAUAGUAGUCAGGCACUGAGGAAGAUAUUGUUUUAAUAUGUUACAAUCCCCAAUAAAUGUUUCCUUUGUCUUUCAGAAUGAAUCACUGUCUGUAUCCAUGGUUUUUGACACACUUCAACAUCUCACACUUCUAAAGUUUCACAUUUCUUAGCCUCAAAAUCAUUUUAAGAGAGGUAUUUCUCUUCUGUCUCCUUUAAGGGCCUGCCAGCAUACGACCAAUGAAAAACCUUACCGCCAUUGCUGGGCGGGACAUGUAUAUCCACUGCCGCGUCAUUGGCUACCCGUACUACUCCAUUAAGUGGCACAAGGACGCCAACCUGCUCCCCUAUAACCACCGGCAGCGGGCGUUUGAGAACAAUGGCACGCUAAAGCUGUACGAUGUACAGAAGGAUGUGGAUGAGGGAGAGUACACGUGUAGCGUGCUGGUCUCGCCUUCUCUGUCCACCAGCCAAAGUGUGCACGUCAGUGUGAAAGGUACAGUACACACUCAAACCUGGUCUCACUCUGCCCUACUCAGUUAAAUAUAUAACCCAGGGCUCCCCAACCUUUAGAGCUACCUGUUAGCUCCAAGCAUCAUCUAACACACGUGAUUCUACUAAUUAGCUGCUCAUCAGGACCUUGAUUUGCUGGAUCUGGUGCGUUACAGCCCUUGGUAUAGGCACGUUACAAAUGUCUGCCACAAUCAGUGAAAGGUAUGGCUCCUAUAACUAACAGUGUAAAGGAGCUGAUCUGAACAUCCACAGCCGCUGUGCCAGUCUCCCAGUACAUAACUUCAAAUGGCUCUGUAGUCUUCCCUCAAUAAUGACGCUGCAUAAUCGGAAUCCCCUCUCAUGGGUCUCGGCGCCGCCCCCACGUUAAGGAGUGUGCAAGGCGGUGGAAAUCAUGCUGGCUGUGGCCCUAGACAAAGCUGGGAACACUGUCAUUCCCACUCUGCCUAAUUUGCCUCUCGGCUGCUUAGCAUUCCGAGGCUGAGGAGAGGAGAGGGAAUCCCCAGGAGCCCAUUAUGCCUACUUUGUUGUGAAUUAAAUAAGCGCUGAAGUGCUGCUUAUUCCAAUGUUAUUUUAAAUCAUUAAUUCUCCAAAGAAUCUGUUUCUCACGAUGUCUACGGUGUCCCAGGAGAGAGAGGGAGAGGGAGACCACAGCCAUGCUUAUGCAGUCAGGCAUAUGCGUGUUAUUUCAGUGAGAAUUCUGCCUCUCCGCAAUGGGAAAUAUAAUCAUUUUCUCUCUCACCUGCAUCUCCACUGUGUUAAGCCAUGCUAUUAAUAAGGUGAUAGACUGGAUGUGAAAUAUUUUCACAGGGGUUUCACAGGAUGGCACCUGCUAUACUUACAGUGGUACACAAAUAGAAGUAACUGAGUUAAAUCCUUGCUUUUAGAGAUUUUAGAGAUUUUUAAAUACCCUUACCUUAACUCUACCCCUCUCUUUCUCCCGUAGUUCCUCCCACCAUCCAUCCCUUCGAGUUCCCUCGUUUCUCCAUCGGCCAGCGUGUGUUCAUUCCAUGUGUGGUGAUGUCAGGUGACCAGCCUGUCUUCAUCACCUGGCAGAAGGACGGUCGGCCAAUUCCGGCCAGCCUGAGCGUAACCAUCGACAACAUAGACUUCACCAGCUCCCUGCGUAUCUCCAACCUGUCUCUCCUGCACAAUGGCAACUACACCUGCAUCGCACGCAACCAGGCCGCCAUCGUGGAACACCAGAGUCAGCUCAUCGUCAGGGGUGAGAAGGGGACGGAGAAAGGUGGGAAGUAGGCUGGGAGGGGGGAGUAUGUGGAGAGGGGUGAGAAGGGGAUAGAGGGAGGUGAUGGGGGAGGGAGGGUGGGGAGAGGGGGAAAAGGGGCGAGAAGGCUUGACCCUACUCAAAGAUAUGAGUCUAGAAGGUAUUUGCUAGUUUUGCAAGUAUUUUGCUAGAUUAAACUCUCUUCAUGUGUUCCCCUACAGUUGGAGUGGAUCCAAAUCAACCUACCACUAGGCCUAUGUUGGGUAUAGCAUAAGAAAACCUGGCAAAACGAUAUGCUUAAACAAAAUAUAACCCUAAUCCCAAUAGCAGCGUUGCACAUGCUGUUUUACUGUAAUCUUAAUAUUUUAAUAUUGUGAUGUGAGAUGCCACUUAUUCCACUACUGAAGGCAUGGUUGGGGUCAAUUCCAUUUAAAUUCCAGUCAAUUCACAAAGGCUACUGAAAUUCCUUUUCCAAUUCUCUUCAAUGCUUUUCAAUUAGGAAAAAUUGGAAUUGGAAUUUUGUUUACUUUAUGAAUUGACUGGAAUUUAAAUGGAAUUGACCCCAACCCUGCUAAUAUGCUAACCUACGUUAGCGUUGGCUUGUCUUGUUUUUCUUACACUUGGUGUGAAAAUAUAUAAUUUAUAAUUUGUGCUAUUUAAGCCACAAGGUAUUACAAACUCAUACUAAAACACCAUAACAGUAUAAUCAGUGUUAAUAAAUUACCUUUUUUCUGUUCCUCUCCUAACUAGUCCCUCCCAAGUUUGUGGUGCAGCCCAAGGACCAGGACGGCAUCUAUGGGAAAGCUGUGAUCCUCAACUGCUCCGCAGAGGGAUACCCCGUCCCUACCAUAGUGUGGAAGUACUCCAAAGGUAAAUAGCACCACAAUAUACACUGAGUGUACAAAACAUUAGGAACACCUUCCUAAUAUUGAGUUGCACCCCCUUUUGCCCUCAGAACAGCCUCAAUUUGUCAGGCAUGGACUCUACAAGGUCUCAAUGUGUACCAUAGAGGAACUUAUUCAAGAAUGAUCAAGUGUAAUGUAUUAUAAAAAUAAAGCGAAUUGGAUGGAAUAUGGGGGAAAAUGCACCAAAUUCUUUUUUAAUUUUUAACAUAGAAAUGCUACAAAAAAUAAUUUACUGAAACUUGUUACAAAUGACGGAGUCACCCAUGAUUCAUCAAACAAUAUUUUGAAAGAGGAAGCAAAGUACUUUAAGCAUAUGUUUUCGUUUGUCUCCUCCAUCUCCACUUUUAUUCAUGUAAAAUUAACAGCUGUAUAGAAAGACUCAUGUGAAGGCCAAAUUACAGAGGAGGAACUUCUUGAUGCAAUUAAAGCCUUUAAGUCUGGGAAAACUCCAGGGCUGGAUGGCAUACCAGUAGAGGUAUACCAAACCUUUUUUGAUAUAGUCAGAGGACCGUUAUUAGCAUGUUUUAAUCACUCCUAUAAAAAUGGUAGAUUAUCAGAUACUCAACAAGAAAGUCUGAUUUCAUUAUUACUGAAACAGGUCCAAGUGGUAAAUGUAAAGAUCCAGUCCAUUAAAAUUUUUUGAGGCCCCUUACACGUCAGUGUUGUGAUGCAAAAAUUCUAGCAAAAUGCAUAGUGCAUAGAAUUAAAAAAGGUAUUGUCGGAUAUUAUUAAUCCUAAUCAGACAGGUUUUUUACAUGGACGAUACAUUGGAGAUAAUAUCCUCCCGAGUGGCGCAGUGGUCUAAGGCACUGCAUCGCAGUGCUAGCUGUGCCACUAGAGAUCCUGGUUCGAAUCCAGGCUCUGUCGUAGCCGGCCGUGACCGGGAGACCCAUGGGGCGGCGCACAAUUGGCCCAGCGUCGUCUAGGGUAGGGGAGGGAAUGGCCGGCAUGGAUGUAGCUCAGUUGGUAGAGCAUGGCGUUUGCAACGCCAGGGUUGCGGGUUCGAUUCCCACUGGGGUAUGAAAAAAAAAAAAUGUAUGCACUCACUAACUGUAAGUCGCUCUGGAUAAGAGCGUCUGCUAAAUGACUAAAACGUAAAUGUAAAUAUAAGACAAGUACUGGAAACAAUAGAACACUAUGAAAAUCUGGUUUACCAGGUCUGGUAUUCAUAGCUGACUUUAAAAGGCUUUUGAUAAAGUACGACUGGAAUUUAUAUAUAAAUGCCUUGAAUAUUUCAAUUUUGGAGAAUCUCUUAUACAAUUGGUUAAUGUUAUGUAUAGUAGUAACCCUAGGUGUAAAAUAGUAAAUAAUGGCUACUUCUCGGAAAGUAUUAAACUGUUAAGAGGAGUAAAACAAGGUUUUCCACUAUCGGCAAAUCUAUUUAUUAUGGCCAUCGAAAUGUUAGCUAUUAAAAUCAGAUCCAACAAUAAUAUCAAGGGGUUAGAAAUACAGGGCUUAAAAACAAAGGUGUCAUUCUAUGCUGAUAAUUCAUGUUUUCAUUUAAAUCCACAAUUUGGAUCCCUCCACAGCCUCAUAGAGAAUCUAGAUACUUUUUCUAACCUCUCUGGCUUACAACCAAAUGAUGAUAAGUGUACUAUAUUACGUAUUGGAUCACAAAAAAAUUAACUUUUACAUUACCGUGUAGUUUACCAAUAAAAUGGUCUGACGGUGAUGUGGACAUACUCGGUAUACAUAUCCCGAAAGAAAGAAAUUAUCUCACUACAAUACAUUUUAAUAGAAAGUUAGCAAAAAAAGAUAAGAUCUUGCUACCAUGGAAAGGAAAAUACCUGUCUAUUUGUGGAAAAAUCACCCUGAUUAACUCUUUAGUCAUAUCCCAGUUUACCUAUUUGCUUAUGGUCUUGCCUACACCUAGCGACCUGUUUUUUUAAAUUAUAUGAGCUAAAAAUAUUCAAUUUGAAUUAGAACAGCAAGCCAGACAAAAUUAAACAGGCCUAUUUAUAUAAUGAAUAUGAAUUCAGAGGGCAGAAAUGAUUAAAUAUUAAAGCAUUAGACCUCUCACUAAAGGCGUCAGUCAUACAAAAGUUAUGCUUAAAUUCGAACUGGUUUUCUAGCAGAUUAGUAAGAAUGUCUCACCCCAUGUUCAAGAAUUGCCUUUUUCGCUUUAUUCAGAUUACAACCUCUCACUUUCGGUUAUUUGAAAAGGAAAUAAUCUCCAAAAUAUCGCUAUUUUUAAACAAAUCAUAGAAAGUUGGUUGCAAUUUCAGUUUCAUCCACCAGAAAAGACAGAACAAAUAAUAAAAUAAAUAUUGUGGUUAAACUCAAAUAUAGUAAUUGAUUAAAAAAAAACAUAAUUGUUUUUACAUUUUAUAUAAUUGUAUAUCAUCUUUGUAAAUGAUAUUAUAAAUAGGACUGGUGGAAUUAUGUCAGAAAUGCAGCUGACAAAAAUACAGUGCUUUCAGAAAGUAUUCAGACCCCUUGACUUUUUCCACAUUUUGUUACGUUACAGCCUUAUUCUAAAAUUGAUUCAAUUGUUUUUCCCCCUCAAUUAAUCUACACACAAUACCCCAUAAUGAAAAAGCAAAAACAGAUUUUUAGAUUUUUUUUGCAAAUAAAAAAAGAAUAAAGAAAACGGAAAUAUUACAUUUACAUAAGUAUUCAAAUCAAAUCAAAUCAAAUUUUAUUUGCCACAUGCGCCGAAUACAACAGGUGUAGACAUUACCGUGAAAUGCUUACUUACAGCCCUUAACCAACAAUGCAUUUAUUUCUUAAUAAAAAAUAGCUCAAUUGGUAGAGCAUGGCGCUUGUAAUGCCAGGGUAGUGGGUUCGAUCCCCGGGACCACCCAUACGUAAAAAUAUAUGCACACAUUACUGUAAGUUGCUUUGGAUAAAAGCGUCUGCUAAAUGGCAUAUUAUAUUAUAUUAUUAACAACAACAAAAAAGUGUUGAGAAAAAAAGAGCAGAAGUAAAAUAAAAUAACAGUAGGGAGGCUAUAUACAGGGGGGUACCGGUGCAGAGUCAAUGUGUGGGGGCACCGGCUAGUUGAGGUAGUUGAGGUAAUAUGUACAUGUGGGUAGAGUUAAAGUGACUAUGCAUAAAUCAUUAACAGAGUAGCAGCAGCGUAAAAAGAUGGGGUGGGGGUGCAAAUAGUCCGGGUAGCCAUGAUUAGCUGUUCAGGAGUCUUAUGGCUUGGGGGUAGAAGCUGUUGAGAAGCCUUUUGGACCUAGACUUGGUGCUCCGGUACCGCUUGCCGUGCGGUAGCAGAGAUAACAGUCUAUGACUAGGGUGGCUGGAGUCUUUGACAAUUUUGAGGGCCUUCCUCUGACACCGCCUGGUAUAGAGGUACUGGAUGGCAGGAAGCUUGGCCCCAGUGAUGUACUGGGCCGUACACACUACCCUCUGAAGUGCCUUGCGGUCGGAGGCCGAGCAGUUGCCAUACCAGGCGGUGAUGCAACCAGUCAGGAUGCUCUCAAUGGUGCAGCUGUAUAAUUUUUUGAGGAUCUGAGGACCCAUGCCAAAUCUUUUCAGUCUCCUGAGGGGGAAUAGGCUUUGUCGUGCCCUCUUCACGACUGUCUUGGUGUGUUUGGACCAUGAUAGUUUGUUGGUGAUGUGGACACCAAGGAACUUGAAGCUCUCAACCUGUUCCACUACAGCCCCGUCAAUGAGAAUGGGGGCGUGCUCAGUCCUCUUUUAUUUCCUGUAGUCCACAAUCAUCUCCUUUGUCUUGGUCACGUUGAGGGAGAGGUUGUUAUCCUGGCACCACACGGCCAAGUCUCUGACCUCCUCCCUAUAGGCUGUCUCAUCGUUGUCGGUGAUCAGGCCUACCACUGUUGUGUCGUCGGCAAACUUAAUGAUGGUGUUGGAGUCGUGCCUGGCCAUGCAGUCAUGGGUGAACAGGGAGUACAGGAGGGGACUGAGCACGCACCCCUGAGGGUCCCCCGUGUUGAGGAUCAGCGUGGCAGAUGUGUUGUUACCUACCAUUACCACCUGGUGGCGGCCCGUCAGGAAGUCCAGGAUCCAGUUGCAGAGGGAGGUGUUUAGUCCCAGGAUCCUUAGCUUAGUGAUGAGCUUUGAGGGCACUAUGGUGUUGAACGCUGAGCUGUAGUCAAUGAAUAGCAUUCUCACGUAGGUGUUCCUCUUGUCCAGGUGGGAAAGGGCAGUGUGGAGUGUAAUAGAGAUUGCACCAUCUGUGGAUCUGUUGGGGCGCUAUGCAAAUUGGAGUGGGUCUAGGGUUUCUGGGAUAAUGGUGUUGAUGUGAGCCAUGACCAGCCUUUCAAAGCACUUCAUGGCUACAGACGUCAGUGCUACGGGUCGGUAGUCAUUUAGGCAGGUUACCUUAGUGUCCUUGGGCAUGGGGACUAUGGUGGUCUGCUUGAAACAUGUUGGUAUUACAGACUCAGUCAGGGACAUGUUGAAAAUGUCGGUGAAGACACUUGCCAGUUGGUCAGCACAUUCUCGGAGUACACGUCCUGGUAAUCCGUCUGGCCCUGCGGCCUUGUGAAUGUUGACCUGCUUAAAAGUCUUACUCACAUCGGCUACGGAGAGCGUGAUCACAUAGUCAUUCGGAACAGCUGGUGCUCUCAUGCAUGCUUCAGUGUUGCUUGCCUCAAAGCGAGCAUAGAAGUGGUUUAGCUCGUCUGGUAGGCUUGUGUCACUGGGCAGCUCGCGGCUGUGCUUCCCUUUGUAAUCUGUAAUAGUUUUCAAGCCCUGCCACAUCCGACGAGCGUCAGAGCCGGUGUAGUACGAUUCAAUCUUAGUCCUGUAUUGACUCUUUGCCUGUUUGAUGGUUCAUCGGAGAGCAUAGCGGGAUUUCUUAUAAGUGUCCGGGUUAGAGUCCCGCUCCUUGAAAGCGGCAGUUCUACCCUUUAUCUCAGUGCGGAUGUUGCCUGUAAUCCAUGGCUUCUGUUUGGGGUAUGUACGUACGGUCACUGUGGGGAUGACGUCAUCGAUGCACUUAUUGAUGAAGCCAGUGACUGAUGUGGUGUACUCCUCAAUGCUAUCUGAAGAAUCCCGGAACAUGUUCCAGUCUGUGCUAGCAAAACAGUCCUGUAGCUUAGCAUCUGCGUCAUCUGACCCUUUACUCAGUACUUUGUUGAAGCACCUUUGGUAGCGAUUAUAGCCUCGAUUCUUCUUGGGUAUGAAGCUACAAGCUUGGCACACCUGUAUUUGGGGAGUUUCUCCCAUUCUUCUCUGCAGAUCCUUUCAAGCUCUGUCAGGUUGGAUGGGAGCGUCACUGAACAGCUAUUUUCAGGUCUCUCCAGAGAUGUUCGAAUGGGUUCAAGUCCGGGCUCUGGCUGGGACACUCAAGGAAAUUCAGAGACUUGUCCCCAAAAAAAUAUAUAUGGGGGAUUGGAAAUGAUGCAGACAAUUACAUUGAUGAAAGCCACAAUUGUUCUGCAAUAUUAAAGCUGAUCUACCCCUUAAAAAAAGAAAAAGGAAAAAAAAGGUUUCAAUGUGUGCCAUUCACCCUCUGAAAGGCACACAAACACAAUCCAUGUCUCAAGGCUUGAAAAUCCUUCUUUUUACCUGUCUCCUCCCGUUCAUCUACACUGAUUGAAGUGGAUUCAACAAGUGACAUCAAUAAGGGGUCAUAGCUUUCACCUGGAUUCUCCUGGUCAGCCUAUGUCAUGGAAAGAGCAGGUGUUCCUAAUGUUUUGUACACUCUGUGUACAAGGGUUGUGUUUAGUAGAGUAAAUGUCUUGACAUGGAGUGAAAUGGUGCGGUACUGCCUGAACUUGUCCAAUUAGAACACAUAUUUUCAUUUUCCGUUGCAAAACGUUUUGCUACAGUACAGUGUACCCUGCUGAACACAUCCCAGGAUUAAUUAGAAGCUACUCUUCUCCCUUCUGACCACUAUGAUGAUCUGUUUACACACUGGGUUCAUGAUUGAGGAGAACAGAGUUAUUUUGUAACUGUGCAUCUUCCAUUUCUAGUCCUCUGACUAUCUUGCUGAAUUGCGUAAACACAACAUUGUGUGUUCUACUGCAAGCUUUUUUAUUGAAGAGCAUCCGUUUGAGAGCUAACACAGCAAACACAGUGUCUACAGCCUUGAGGUUGAAUGGUGAAAGCGCAGCACUGUACUGUAACUCUAAACCAACAGUAAGAUAAAGAAAGGAGAGCAACAGCUUCUCACAUUACGAUAACAGAGUAAAAGGAAAUGUACUGUAAUGUUUGUUGACGCAAAACAUCCAUCCAUUAUGUAAUAAUUUCUCAUCAUUUGAUCAAGAACCAUGGAAGGGGUGUUUUUAAAACAUCUUAUAUCUCCCCUUCCUUCUCUCUCUCCCUCCAUCCACCCCUCCCUUUCUCCCUAUCUCCCUCCCUCCCCAGGUGCAGGGGUUCCCCAGUUCCAGCCUAUAGCCCUGAACUCAGGCUUCCGUAUCCAGGUGCUGGUCAACGGCUCUUUGCUAAUCAAACACGUGCUGGAGGAGGACAGCGGCUACUACCUGUGUAAGGUCAGCAAUGAUGUGGGAGCUGACGUCAGCAAGUCCAUGUACCUCAACGUCAAAAGUAAGUCACUGAAGACCCCCAUCUUUCAUGGCUUUAUACAUGGACCUCAGUGUCAAAUUGAAAUCCCCCUCUUUAUCCUGGAAUGUCUGUGUUCUCCAAUGUCA